AUGACACGCAUCGCCCAGCACGUCUACAUCGGCAAUCAGAGGAACGCAGACGAUUUGGAGGAACUCUACACAACGGGCAUCACCCACGUCAUCAACUGCGCCCCCUCUCGACUGAGAAGGGCAUCAAGAACCGAAUCGCCCUAUCCCCCGAAAAGUGGGGUCGUUGGAUUUAAGGUUAUUCCAGCCGAAGAUAAAGAAGAGUAUAACAUUGAGAAACAUUUCGAAGAGGCUCUCGAGUUUCUGGAGCAAGUGAAGCAUGGAGGUGGGCGAGCACUCGUUCAUUGUAACAUGGGAGUCAAUCGAAGUGGAGCCAUCAUAGCUGCUUAUAUAAUGGCCAGUGAACGUCGCUGUCUUCUAGAGGUCAUCAAAUAUUUAAAGUCCAAACGAAGUCUCAUACUGACGAACAAAGGAUUCAGACGCCAACUGAUUAGGUAC
Helobdella robusta is the source of this 435-nucleotide messenger RNA. RefSeq lists its product as hypothetical. Gene Ontology annotation, cellular component: cytoplasm. Gene Ontology annotation, biological process: protein dephosphorylation. Gene Ontology annotation, molecular function: protein tyrosine/serine/threonine phosphatase activity. NCBI's taxonomy places the organism in Eukaryota, Metazoa, Annelida, Clitellata, Rhynchobdellida, Glossiphoniidae. The record is from RefSeq and is a predicted model, not a curated record. The annotation marks the transcript as partial. The transcript has a single exon.